Messenger RNA from Spathaspora passalidarum NRRL Y-27907, 2475 nucleotides. RefSeq lists its product as uncharacterized. The transcript has a single exon. The coding region runs from base 1 to 2475 and encodes 824 amino acids. Gene Ontology annotation, molecular function: GTPase binding. The record is from RefSeq and is a predicted model, not a curated record. NCBI's taxonomy places the organism in Eukaryota, Fungi, Ascomycota, Pichiomycetes, Serinales, Debaryomycetaceae.
AUGAACGCUUGGACAGACGCAUCAAUCGCAAAUAUACUGACACCGUUCGUGGAAAACAACCUCACGUCCAACGUCACAUCUCUAGGCAACACAUCCCUCCCCAUCCUCAACUACUCCGAUCCCUUGCUAUCCAAGAUCUUGACCUCCAAAAAGGCCCUUCAUGUAUUGGAAUCAAACUUGGUCAAUAGUGACAGCGCAAACAGUUCCAAAACAUUGAUUGAACUCUUGAUUGCAUCAUGUGAUGGCGACUUGGUAACAUUGGAAAGUAUUAUACGAUCUAGUGAUAUCAACAUCAACCAAUUGUUUCCUAGUGAGUCCAAUGGCGUCUCCUGUUUGAUUUACUCCAUAUGCUUUAACAACUAUUCCGUGGCAGAGUCGUUGUUGAACAAUCACAACGCCGACCCCGACGUGUUUGACACCAUAGCACACUACACGCCGUUGAUGUGGGCGGUCUACUUUAAUCAAUUGGAUAUCGUCAAGUUGUUAUUAGACCACCAAGCCGACCCAUACCUCUCACCCAAGGACGACGACAAGAAUGCAGUAUCGCUAGUCACACUUGAAAACUUGGAAAUAUACGAUUUCUUCAAAUCACAUGGAUUGUUAAAACAAAAGAAAUCAGGAGAUGAUGAGAUUUAUGGCACAUCUUCAUUCCAAGGGGAAGAUUUUGAAGACGAAUUAUCAACAGAUUUACGCAUGCAAACAUUAUCCAGCAGUAUUAUAGAUGAACCGGAAGAAGUAAGAGAGGAUGAUGAUGACAACGAACAUGUUCUUUCUCAAGAUGUCGUCUUGCAACAAUUGAAUGAAUUUGAUUAUGAUAAGUUGUUACCUAACCAAUUCCUCAAGUUUUCCGAUCAAGAUAUUCCUGUUUUAUUGGAUUAUAUUUUUGGAUUAAGAAGUAAAUCUUCAUACCAACACAAUACAAAGUUGCCGGCUAUUAUCAUAUUCCAAUUGGUCAGAUAUGCCCAUUUGAAAGUGGAGAGUCCGGAACUUACCGAGUUCUUGUUUGAUUGUUUUACAGCAAGAUUGAGAACAGUCACCAAUACCAAAUCAGGAGCUUUUAAUAUGGCAUUACAAGAGCCUCAGGAUGCUACAUCGGCAGCAGGAGGAGCAGGAGAUAUUGUUUUGCUCAGUUACUGGUUAUCAUCGAUUCAAUUUCUUCAUUUCUACUUUACAAGGAACAAGUUGUAUCAAACCUUGCCUAAGUUUUUGCAAGAGAUUAUCAAUAUAACCCAAUCACUCAUUGCCACAUUAUCGUUUUCCAUUAAUUCCCGAUUGAAUUUAUUAGUGGACGAUUGUUUAAUCAAUUUCACCAAUUUAGUGGAUGUUUCUAAUGUUCUUUACGCCAAGGAUUGGAAUUUGUUUAAAAAGAACAAGACCCAUCCAAGCACAUACGAUGACAUUUUGGAUAUGUUAUUUCCACCCAGUGAAACCGAAUUAAUGAAACCUUCACCAUUAAAGUACAUUCAAGUGUUGGGUGCGUUGGACUAUGUGCUCAAGAUCCAUCAAGUGGAUAAUUUGUUACAAGUGCAAACUUUCUCACAGGUGUUUUAUUACAUCAAUGCCACAAUAUUCAAUCGACUUAUAAGCACGUCCAAGUACAACUCCCGUGCCAAGGCCAUUCAAAUCAGACUCAACAUCUCGGCGAUUGAAGAUUGGUUAAGAUCGCAUAAUAUGAAAGUAUACAGACCCGAGAGUCUCGGUAUUGAUAUUGGUCAUGAAUUAAAGAACUUGUUAGAAGUGGGCAAGGACAAGUCCAAGAAUGAUCCUCAUUAUUUGCAGUUUUAUUAUAAUUCAUUGUAUAAUGUGGGAAAGAAUCAGUUGACUCCUACUAUUGAGUUGUUACAGUGGUUGCAAUGUAUGUCUAGUUUACAAGACGAAGACAGUUUAGUCAAUACCAUCAACCAGUUUGAUUAUAUCAACUAUUAUCAAUUGUUUAAAGUUGCUAAUAAGUUGUACAAGUAUGAAGUGGAUGAGCCUAAGUUGCCUAAGAAAUGUACACAAUUACUCAAACGAUUAUCCAACGAACAAGGUCCAAAGCAAAUCGAACGGGGGGUCUUGCACUAUAUGACCCAGGCCACUUUCUUAUCCAAAGAGCUUUACAUUUAUUUGAAUCCGAACUUUAUAUUCGCCGUGAGUUUACCCAAUUUGACGGAAUUGAUCAACAAUUAUGGUGCUGGGUUAGGUGGAGUCAAGGUAUUCAGAAGUAAAAAGUAUCAACCUAGUUUGCCAAUUAGUAUUAUUGACGAUAUAGAUGAGAUUUUAACUGAGAAUAAGAAUCAGCAUUUGCAUGAUGAGUAUGAUUAUGACAGGGAGGAUGACGAAGAAGAAGACGAAGACAAUGAUGAGGAGAAAAAGCCCGGGCAAGAUUUCAAGGGGGAUCAGAUUUUCAAGCAGGUGCAAAUGCCCAAUUCUUUGUUGCACAAGAACUGGGGCGACGAAGAGAAUAACAACGAUUUCGAAGUGAAUCCUUGGUGA